AGAAAGAUGAAAGGGAUUAUUGAGGUGAUAUCACUUUUUCUAGGAUUUGUGAGCUGGGUCAUGGUUUUUGUAGCGCUGCAAAACCAGUACUGGAGAGUGUCCACUCAAGAUGGUAGCGUCAUUUUAACCUCUGCGAUCUUUGAGAACCUGUGGAUGUCUUGUGCUAGUGAUUCAGCAGCCUACAACUGCCGAGAAUUUCCCUCCCUGUUUGCUCUCCCAGGGUACGUUCAGGCCUCCCGGGCACUCAUGAUUACCUCCAUCGUGCUUGGGAAGUUUGGACUGGUGGCCACGCUGGUGGGAAUGCGCUGCUCAAAAGUAGGAGGCGAAAACUACACUUUGAAAGGAAAGAUCGCUGCAAGUGGAGGGCUCUUCUUUUUACUACAAGGGAUUUGCACUAUGAUUACUAUAUCUUGGUAUGCAGCCAACAUCACGCGAGACUUUUUUAAUGAGCUUUACCCAGGAAUUAAGUACGAGUUCGGAGAAGCCCUGUACAUCGGCUGGUGUUCUGCCACACUCGCCAUCUGUGGAGGUUCACUCCUGAUGUGUUCCUCCCAACUCAAAACACCCAGGGAAAAAACGAGCUAUUCACACAGACGAGCAGAAGUAGGACGUGUUCUGUCAACCGUGUCGACGCCUCACUCUGUGCCAAGCAGCUUCAGUAAAAAAGUGUAUGUCUAAAAAAAACAAGAAAAUAAGAAAAUGAAAUGUGAUUAUUUUGAAUACAGUAUAAGGGAAGUGUUUAUAAUGAAAAAUCUUGUUUGUUAUGGUUAAAGAGUAGUAACUUUAAUUUAUUGGCUUUAUACAAAUCAGACUUUUUAUGUAUAUUAAAUGUAUAGAUGCUCUGAAAAUGUUCUACAGGUCUACCUUUUUUUAACCUUAGACACUCGUGUUAUUAUAAAAACGUAAAAAAAAGUGAAAUGCU
Messenger RNA from Betta splendens (Siamese fighting fish), 922 nucleotides. RefSeq names its product claudin-15-like. The transcript has 5 exons. Gene Ontology annotation, molecular function: structural molecule activity. Gene Ontology annotation, biological process: bicellular tight junction assembly; cell adhesion. Gene Ontology annotation, cellular component: plasma membrane; bicellular tight junction. The coding region runs from base 7 to 678 and encodes 223 amino acids. The record is from RefSeq and is a predicted model, not a curated record. NCBI's taxonomy places the organism in Eukaryota, Metazoa, Chordata, Actinopteri, Anabantiformes, Osphronemidae.